Nymphaea colorata (pocket water lily) is the source of this 3072-nucleotide messenger RNA. Its product is annotated as ankyrin repeat-containing protein At5g02620-like. Bases 882 to 2645 code for a protein of 587 amino acids. Gene Ontology annotation, cellular component: plasma membrane. Gene Ontology annotation, molecular function: protein phosphatase 1 binding; protein phosphatase regulator activity. The transcript has 3 exons. The record is from RefSeq and is a predicted model, not a curated record. Lineage: Eukaryota; Viridiplantae; Streptophyta; Magnoliopsida; Nymphaeales; Nymphaeaceae.
UGGUGGGACUGGUGCCCAUCGUUCGGAUGCCUUCAAUUUUUGGCUUUUUCUUAGGCGUCUCGCGUUUCUAAAAGCGUAUGGAACCCUCUCAGUGUUGCCCUCGGUGGCUGUCAGAGCUUCAAUUUCAUAUCUUCAGGAAAGAUUCUUAUUAUGAUCACUUAAUGGCACUUGGAAAGAUUGGUUUUAGCGGUCUUCAAUCAGAGGUCUCACCUAGAAAAAUGGCUUGAUGGUGCACAAAACCGGAAGAGGAAGGGGAGUCUCACUUUUUUUUAGAAUUCUGACUUCUAAGGUCCCAUCUUAAAGGGGUUCUGAGUUCAGACUCUCUUAAAAUCUGCACUCAGGAAGUCAGGAUUUCAGGGGGGGAAAGUGCGUUGUUAUUUUUGGGGUCCGUCUGUGUUCACGGUUGUUUCGGUUUAUCAGUUGCUAGUGAUGCUGCCGACAGUUUUUGAUGUUGGAGUAAUGAAAUUUGGUGAAGUUUGGUUCUUGUAACCAAAAGGAGGAACACUGGUGUCAUUUUUGUUGAGUUAUUGCUUGAGAAACCAUGCUGGUUUUCUGAAGGUUUCUGUAAGGCCGCGUAUGGGUGUUGAGUACUAGGAAGGAGCAUAGUUGGGUUCUUUCCUUUUUCCUUUCCUCUCCAUAAUUUGUCGCGUACGCACCAGGUGAUACCAACGAGAGAAUUUUGCUCUCUCUUGUUUUUGUUGGACAUGGAUUUGUGGGCAAAAGCCGAGCUAUGGAAUUGGGCGAUCGAUCAUUUUGGAUAAGAUUUUCUUCCUGUCCUUCUUCCUGCUAUUGAUUAUCUACUCUUCUACGGUCUUCUGAAUCUGCGACAGAGUUUUUGUUCAGAAGCUCUUCCUUUUCAGUGCCUGUCUUCAUCUGGUUCCAUGGCGUCAACUACACGGCAGAUUAGUUUCCAUGAGAGGAAGAACGCCACAGAAUUACAAACUAGGAGGCAGCUUAGUUUCCAUGAGAGGAAGACAACCAGAGAAUUACCAACUACAAGGCAACUCAGUUUCCAUGAGAGGAGGAGCACCAGAGAAUUACCAGCUCAAAGGCUUCCUAGUUUCCAUGAAAAGAAGGGCACAAGAGAAUUAUCAAUGAAGAGGGGUGAUACCCCUUUGCAUUUGGCUUGUAGAGCUGGAGAUCUUCUGAGGAUUCAGGAGAUUAUCCGUGAGGCAGGGAAAGACGGGCUGAAGGGAUUGCUGUCGAAGGAAAAUCAAAGUGGCGAGAUCCCACUUUACGUUGCGGCAGAGAACGGCCACGCCCGCGUCGUUGCCAAGCUUUUGAAAGUCUAUGAUGUCGAAACUGCUUCUGUGAAGGCCAGGAAUGGUUAUGACUCCUUUCAUAUUGCUGCCAAGCAGGGCCAUGCUGAGGUUUUGAAAGAGAUACUUCGUCUGUUCCCUGAAUUAGCCAUGACUGCGGACCUCUCAAAUUCAACAGCAUUGCACUCCGCUGCGUAUCAGGGCCAUAUUGAUGUCGUUGAACUUCUACUAGAGACGGAUGCUAGUUUGGCUAAGAUAGCAAGAAGCAAUGGGAAAACCGCCCUUCAUUCUGCUUCGAGGAUGGGGCAUGUGCCUGUAGUGAGAGCCCUUCUAACGAAGGAUACAAGUUUGUGUUUGAGAACUGAUAAAAAGGGGCAGACUGCACUGCAUAUGGCUGUAAAAGGACAAGUUGUUGAGGUGGUAAGAGAUAUGCUCCGAUUUGAUCCUAGUGUGAUAGGUUUGGAGGAUGGCAAGGGAAAUACAGCUCUUCAUAUUGCAACCCGCAAGGGCCGUCUUCCGAUGGUAGCAGCUCUCUUAGGUGCUGAGGGUUUAAAUAUAAAUGCUGUGAACAAGGCUGGCGAAACUGCACUGGAUAUUUCUGAAAAGAAUUCAAAUUCAGAAAUUGCUGCUAUUCUAAGAGAAAGAGGUGCAGAAACCUCCAAGGCAAGUUCAAAUCCACCCACAGCUGCAAGGCAACUUAAACAGACAGUUAGUGAUAUAAAACAUGAGGUCCACUCACAGAUUCAGCAAACUCAGCAGACCAGGGUGAGCGUCCAGAAAAUCACAAAGCGGCUAAAGAAGAUGCACAUACAGGGGCUCAACAAUGCCAUCAAUUCUGCCACAGUUGUUGCAGUUCUUAUUGCAACAGUGGCUUUUGCUGCUAUAUUUACUGUACCGGGUCAAUUUGCUGACACAACUAAUCCAAAAGAAAAAAUUACACGUGGACAAGCUUAUGUGGCUGGGGAGGCUGCCUUUAUUGUGUUCCUGAUAUUUGACUCUCUGGCACUCUUCAUAUCUUUAGCUGUCGUCGUUGCUCAAACAUCCAUUGUUGUCAUAGAGCCAAAGGCGAAGAAGAGGUUGAUGUUUGUUAUUAACAAGCUUAUGUGGAUUGCUUGUCUUCUUAUAUCCAUAGCCUUCAUCUCUCUCACAUAUGUUGUGGUUGGCCACCGUUCGUGGUGGUUGGCUGAAUCAGUUACAGCUAUUGGUGGUUCAAUCAUGUUGGUGACCAUUGGCUCCAUGACAUACUGUGUUGUCAGGAACAGAAUGGAGGAAUCAAGCUUGAGGAACAUAAGGAGAGGAUCGGAUAGUCGGUCCCAUUCCUGGUCGAAGUCUGCAUUGUCAGAUAAUGAACUGUUGAACAAGGAGAAGAGGGUCUACGCACUUUAGGCUUUUAUCUUCACCGGAGCCUCUUAAACUUAGGAAGUUGCUGCUUGUUGGCCUUCCACCUUGCAGAUGAAUGCAUUAACCCACCUAUCUCACAGGAGUCGAGUGGUACGUGGCCAACCUUCUUGGUAAUAUUUAGAUGGUGAUGAAAACUGUUCUGAAGAUGCGGGAGUCCCCCACUGAGCUCUGUAAUGCUGUGGAGAGUUCUCCUUUUCAGAGUUUUGAAACAACUCUAUUUUGAGGAAAUAAAAAUGGGAUUUACAGUAUGAUUUUGGUUCUUGGAAUCUUUGGUGUAAUGAGAGCUGCAGCCUGCAGAGUCCUAAAACAGAGAGAAGAUGCACAGACACUUGCAUGAUUAUUGUGAUGAGUCCGAGUGAUCCACUGCGAAUGCAGACUCUUGUAACCGUAAGGCUAAUGAAAAGUUAAUACA